CUUCAUAUCUAUCCUUUGUUUUCUUCGACUGAAAAUGUUGACUUCUUCAGUCCUUCGCAUGCUCUCCUUUCUCGCAAUGGCAUGUAUGUCUUCUUCAGUCUCGUUGUCUUCGUCUCUGAAGGUUGGGUUCUAUGAACAGACCUGUCCUUCAGCAGAGGAAAUUGUGAGGAAUGUAGUAAACAAGGUGGUUACAAGGAAUCCUGGAUUAGGAGCCGGUCUUAUAAGAAUGCAUUUCCAUGAUUGUUUUGUGAGGGGUUGUGAUGCUUCAAUACUACUUGAUUCAACUCCAAUGAACCAAACAGAGAAGGACAACAUAAUAAACAAUCCAAGUUUACGGGGUUACGAGGUGAUUGAUGAGGCAAAGGCCGAGCUUGAAGCUCGAUGCCCACAAACAGUUUCCUGUGCAGACAUCCUAGCCUUUGCAGCCCGAGACAGUGCCUUCGAAUUAGGAGGAAUCAACUAUACAGUACAAUCAGGACGACGAGACGGGCGAGUCUCACUUAAAGAAGACCCAGAUCAGAACCUACCCUCACCCUUUAGUAACUUGCAGAUACUCCAACAGAGCUUUGAAAGAAAAGGUCUUUCCUUAGAGGAAAUGGUCACACUUUCAGGAGCACAUUCUAUUGGAGUCUCACAUUGUUCUAUUCUCACCCUAACACUUGAUCCGAGUCUCACAUUGGACCCUGAGUUUGCUAGAAUGUUGAAAUCCAAGUGCCUUAAUGAUUCUCCUACAAAUGCUACUGUUUUUGAAGAUUUUGUCACGCCUGAUAAGUUAGACAACAAGUAUUACCAAAAUGUUAUAAACAAGAGAGGAUUGUUUAUCUCGGAUCGAAGUCUUAUGAACAGCUCUGAAACUGCAAGUAUGGUGAAGAGAUUUGGUUGUCAAGGUGAAGUUUGGGCUGAAAAGUUUGCUGAGGCUAUGGUUCAUAUGGGUUCGAUUGACGUGCUCACUGAUAGUCAGGGUGAGAUUAGGAAAGACUGUAGGGUGGUUAAUUAGUAAUGUUUAGCUUUGGCUUUUGAUUGAUGAGCUAUUCUAAAGCUCUGUAGGAAAACUAAUUACGCGGAAAUGUAGUUUAUUAAUCCAUAAAUGAAUCUUGGAAGCAUGGAGUAAUUUACAUCAUA
Spinacia oleracea (spinach) is the source of this 1122-nucleotide messenger RNA. Its product is annotated as peroxidase 5-like. The record is from RefSeq and is a predicted model, not a curated record. Gene Ontology annotation, biological process: hydrogen peroxide catabolic process; response to oxidative stress. NCBI's taxonomy places the organism in Eukaryota, Viridiplantae, Streptophyta, Magnoliopsida, Caryophyllales, Amaranthaceae. Gene Ontology annotation, molecular function: heme binding; peroxidase activity. The coding region runs from base 35 to 997 and encodes 320 amino acids. The transcript is spliced from 2 exons.